AUGAUCAGCAGUUUCAUCAUAUGGGAUGAUGGCUUUCUAAUCAACCUGAACUGGGGACUGCCUAUGCAGUGUGCGUGGAGAAAUAUCGGUCGCUAUAGCGGCAGUGCCCUUUUCAUGCUCGUUCUGGACGUGUUCACGUCGUUGUCGGAUAUUUCGUACGCUACUGUUCUUUUUUUCCCGUCUUUGGUACGCUUCAACGUUCUAAAUCGAAUUCCGGACUUGAUCUUGGAACUUUCUCUAUUCGUUUUCAAAAGAGCCUGCAGGCUUGACCAGCAGCGCAUGGCAACACGGAGCGCUAUACUACGGGCUGCGAUGACGCCUAUCACGAAACUUUUGCUCUUUCUUGCCGGCCUAAUAUUCCUUAUCGCUCUCUGUGUUACGGAUAUUCUGGGCUCACAAAGCCUCCAGAUCCUCUUAUCCUACAUAAAGCUAUCAACCAAUUCUGCCCUUGUUAUAACCCUAAGGCAAAAUGCCCAAAAGAAUGGAAUGGAAGGCGACGAAAACUCAUGGGGAUUUGGACAAAUCUUGCCUCUCUUACUCCUAACCUUACCCUUUUUUCAAAGCAUGGAAAUGAUGCUAGACCUUAAAGACACUAGUCCUAUAAAGUCUGGAAGCUCAGCAUCGUGUCCAUCGAAAGAGAAUCACACAGAGCUUACCACCAACGAGGAAUCGUCAGCGCAACACCAGCAGCUUAGUGGCGAGCCGGAACAACUACCUACACGCGACUCCCAAGAAACAGUGCACUUCCCCUCGGAAGUUGACUCAAUUCUAUCUAUUUUCCCCUCUAGCCAGAGUACACUGGAUGCGGUAGAUCAAAUUGUGCCGGAAAGUGGCCGCCAACAGAGAGUUGACACCGAAAUGGGCCGCUCUAUGUCGUCUACCCAAAAUCAAGCCCAUCAACUACCUUCCGGGGGCUCUCUGAACGUCUUCAAAAUCGCACGAGACAAGUCAGUGGAGGAAGUUCGAGAUUAUCAGAAUGGAAACUACAGGAAGCUUAGCAUGGUGUCCGUUGGGAUCAGUUAUUUUAUGAUACUCUUCUGGUACCAUUAUGCACUGGGGACUGAAAUAAUCACUUCAGCGGUGAUAGAUAAUCCGCUCGUGUCCAAUGCAUAG
This is a messenger RNA of Penicillium cataractarum, 1113 nucleotides long. RefSeq lists its product as uncharacterized. Lineage: Eukaryota; Fungi; Ascomycota; Eurotiomycetes; Eurotiales; Aspergillaceae. The record is from RefSeq and is a predicted model, not a curated record. The transcript is spliced from 2 exons. Bases 1 to 1113 code for a protein of 370 amino acids.